AUGGCGAACGCUGAAGAACCGGCCGACGUGGAGCGCGGCGCAGCGCAAUACACGGACGAACGAUGGGUACUAGAGGAGCUUCGCAAGCCCGUGACGUUCAUGGACCGCGUACGCUUCCUUAUCGCAACAAGAUUCAAUAACCGGCUCAUGCCGGGGCUUCGCUACGUCUCAAUACGCGGAGGGAGCAUCCCCCGCAGCUUCAUGUGGAACGGUAUAAAGAACACGAAGUACAACGUGCUGACCUUCCUGCCGUACGUGCUCUUCGAGCAGUUCAAGGUCUUCAUGAACCUCUUCUACCUGCUCAUCAGUCUCUCGCAGUUGAUUCCGGAUCUGGCGGUAGAAUCGGCGAUCACGUACUUCGGGCCGUUGGCGCUGGUGCUCUUCGUGGCGCUGCUCAAGGAGGGUUGCGAUGACUACAAGCGCUAUCUGCGUGACAGGGAGGCCAAUUCGCAGAAGUAUGAGAUACUGACUGACGAAGGCAUCAAGGAGAUAAAUGCGGAAAAGAUCACCGUCGGUUCCAUCGUGAAGUUGAGUAAAAACCAGCGCGUUCCAGCGGACAUGAUACUGCUGCGCUCCUCGGAGGCCAACGGCAGCAGCUUCAUCAGAACGGACCAGCUGGACGGCGAGACGGACUGGAAGCUGAAGAAGGCGGUGCAUGUGACGCAGCGUCUGCAAUCUGCGGAGGACAUUGUGAAGCUCAAUGCCGUAUGUUGCUGCGAGCCGCCACGCCAGGAGAUUUACUCCUUCUACGGCAAGAUGACAUUCUACCACGACGGUGAAUUGCUCACGAAAAACGCGAUUCCGACUUUAUCUAGGGACCUCAAAAGUGAGGCCUUACGACAGAGCAUGUCGUCCGCAAAAGAGGACCACAGCACUGCGGACGACAUGCGUAGCCUGCAUAACUCGUUCUCUAUGACGUCCCAGGGCUAUUUUGGUGACCUGCAGAAGGUGGAUGGCGAUUCAGAUAUGGACGUUGUGGUUGAACCUCUGACCGUGGACAAUGCCCUCUGGAUGAACACCAUUGUGGCGGCGGGGACAUUGUAUGGGUUGGUCAUCUACGUCGGAAAGGACGUAAGAGCGUCGCUAAAUGCGCGACGUGCGCGCUACAAAAUCGGUUGUUUCGACUGGGAGGUCAACCUCAUGACCAAGGUGCUCUUUUCCAUACUACUGGGCAUGUCUGUUGCGAUGGUGAUACCGGGAGGGUUUGUGGGCAGGUGGUACAUUACGCUCAUCAAGUUCCUGCUGCUAUUCUCGACCAUCAUUCCCAUCUCGUUGCGUAUCAACCUGGAUAUCGCGAAAUUCACAUACUCGAGAGCGAUGGCGUUGGACAACGAGAUACCGGGAACGGUGCCGAGAACCACACUGAUUCCCGAGGAGCUGGGUCGUAUCGAAUACCUGUUGUCUGAUAAGACCGGCACGCUGACGCAGAACGUAAUGAACCUGGACCGCAUCCAUAUCGGGCGUGCGCUGUUCCAGCUGGACGACCUGGAGACCAUCCGGCAGCUUGUGGACAAGCACUUCAUGGAUUACGUUAGCAGCCAAGCGGACUCAUCAGAAUCCUUUUCAUACAGUGACGAAGGCAGUAAAUCACGCUUGUCUUUGCGAGCGUCGCGAUCUGGUUCCAUGCAGGACAACUCGAUGUCGGGGCAGGCCAGCACCAGUCAGGGCGCACCAGCGAAGAUCAUGAGGAAAUCGGCGAUCUACAUACCACACACAAAGGUAUCUCAGACCAGCGAGAUGCAAACGAAGCUUUCACUGGCUAUACUGUCGCUGGCAAUAUGUCACUCUGUCACACCCAUCGCCGACAAGGAUGACAAGCUGGACUUCCAGGCGUCAUCGCCAGAUGAAAUCGCCAUGGUUACAUUCGCACGCAUGUGCAAUGUGGAGCUCCGGGAGCGUGAUGAGACCAGGAUGGUCUUGCGCGUGCGUGGCAGCAUACUCCUGACCUACAAGAUUUUGAUGGUGUUCCCCUUCAGCUCUGAGACCAAGAGGAUGGGAAUCAUCGUCGAGGACGAAGAUACCAAAAUGAAGUUUUUCUUCUGCAAGGGGGCGGAAUCUGCGCUUAUAAAACUGCUGCAACCCCGUGGUUCCGUCUGGCUGGGCGAGGAGUGCGACAACAUGGCACGCCUUGGGCUGCGCACGCUCGUCUUCGGUUAUCGGCAUCUGUCGGAUGCGGAAUUCAGUGCAUUCGAAUCACGCUAUCGCCAUGCGCAGCUGAGCUUGAACGACAGGGAGGAAAUGAUCAAGAGGGUUAUUGCAACCAUUGAGCGUGACCUGAUCCUGGUCGCACUCAGCGGUGUGCAGGAUAACCUGCAGCCACAUGUGAGGAGCACGCUGGAGGCGCUGCGUGACGCCGGCAUCAAGAUAUGGAUGCUUACGGGCGACAAGGUGGACACGGCCAAAUGUAUCGCAAUAUCCGCUGGAAUCAAGGACAAGAGCCACUCGCUCUGCCAGAUCACGUCGGACAACACCAAAGACAAGGAUGACAUCAAGCAGAAGCUGGAGAACUUCUCCAUGGGGCCAACAUCCACGAUGUUGGUUGUGGAUGGCACCGUUGUUGCAACCAGCAUAAAGGAGUUUUCUAAGUUUUUCAUCAUGGUUGCAACCAUGGCACCCGCGGUGCUCUGCUGCCGCUGCACACCUUUCAUCAAGGCUGAGCUCGUGCGCCUCAUCAAGCAAUACACCGGGAAGCGCACGUGCGCUAUCGGAGAUGGUGACAACGAUGUUCCGAUGAUCACGGAGGCGGACGUCGGAAUCGGUAUCGUGGGUAAGGAGGGGCUGCAGGCGAGCCUGUCAGCGGACUACUCCAUCCACCGCUUCCACUAUAUCAAGCGGAUCAUACUAUGGCACGGACGCAACAGCUACAAGAGCUCGGCAUCGCUCACGCACUUCAUCAUACACAGGGGAAUGAUCAUCGCCGUCAUGCAGGCGCUCUUCUCGGCCAUGUACUUCUACAUGCCGCUGGCAUUCUUCCAGGGGUGGCUGCAAAUCGGGUUCUCCACAUACUACACUAUGCUGCCGCUAUACAGUUUGGUGCUAGAUUACGAAAUUGAGGAGUCAGUGGUAUUCCUCUUCCCCGAGCUGUACCAGACCUUGCACACGGGUCGAGUGAUGUCGGUUAAGACGUUCCUGAUUUGGGUUUGGAUCUCGGUGUUCCAGGGUGCGAUUCUCAUGCUGGGAGCCAUCAUCCUCUUCGAGAACUCGAUGCUCAGCCUGGUGUCGGUCGCCUGCACGUCCCUGUUUGCGCUGGAGCUGCUGAACAUCUACACCGAGCUGCACACCUGCCAUCCGCUGACCAUGGUGAGCAUGAUAUGCACCGCCGUGGUCUACUUCUACUCCAUCCUGAUCCUGCGCAACUACUUCGACUUCGCCUUCAUCGCAACCACGGCCUUCGUGUGGAGGGUCAUCGUCAUCACGCUGGCGGGCUGGCUGCCCAUCUACGUGUUCAAGUGCGUUCAGCAGCUGCUGCAGCCGCCGCAGUCGCGCAAGCUAACUGUUUGA
Molecule: messenger RNA, 3501 nt
Organism: Babesia ovata
Lineage: Eukaryota; Apicomplexa; Aconoidasida; Piroplasmida; Babesiidae
Product: cation-transporting atpase family protein
Exons: 3
Coding region: 1-3501 (1166 amino acids)
Biological process (GO): endocytosis; phospholipid translocation; retrograde vesicle-mediated transport, Golgi to endoplasmic reticulum
Cellular component (GO): endosome; trans-Golgi network; plasma membrane
Molecular function (GO): magnesium ion binding; ATP binding; ATP hydrolysis activity
Source: RefSeq, a predicted model, not a curated record